Messenger RNA from Emericellopsis atlantica, 564 nucleotides. RefSeq names its product ribosomal protein L22/L17. Lineage: Eukaryota; Fungi; Ascomycota; Sordariomycetes; Hypocreales; Bionectriaceae. Gene Ontology annotation, cellular component: ribosome; cytosolic large ribosomal subunit. The record is from RefSeq and is a predicted model, not a curated record. Gene Ontology annotation, biological process: cytoplasmic translation. The transcript has 4 exons. The coding region runs from base 1 to 564 and encodes 187 amino acids. Gene Ontology annotation, molecular function: structural constituent of ribosome.
AUGGUCCGCUACGCCGCCACCGAGAUCGAGCCCGCCAAGUCGGCCCGCGCCCGCGGUGCCUACCUCCGCGUCUCCUUCAAGAACACCCGCGAGACCGCCCAGGCCAUCAACGGCUGGAAGCUCCAGCGCGCCGUCGCCUUCCUCGAGAACGUCCAGGAGCACAAGGAGGCCGUCCCCAUGCGCCGCUACGCCGGCUCGACUGGCCGCACCGCCCAAGGCAAACAGUUUGGUGUCUCCAAGGCCCGCUGGCCCGUCAAGAGCGCCGAGUUCAUCCUCGGCCUCCUCAAGAACGCCGAGGCCAACGCCGACGCCAAGGGUCUCGACACUGGCAACCUGAUUGUCAAGCACAUCCAGGUCAACCAGGCCCCCAAGCAGCGCCGCCGCACAUACCGUGCCCACGGUCGUAUCAACCCCUACAUGUCCUGCCCCUGCCACAUUGAGCUCAUCCUCACCGAGGGCGAGGAGGUCGUCCACAAGUCGGACCAGGUUGUCGGCCGCGAGGAGAUCCGCCUCAACUCGAGGCAGCGUGGUGUCCGCACCCGCAAGGCCAUUACCGCCGCUUAG